This is a messenger RNA of Melospiza georgiana, 8253 nucleotides long. RefSeq names its product ubiquitin specific peptidase like 1 (gene USPL1). Gene Ontology annotation, biological process: Cajal body organization; protein desumoylation. The coding region runs from base 3724 to 7005 and encodes 1093 amino acids. The record is from RefSeq and is a predicted model, not a curated record. Lineage: Eukaryota; Metazoa; Chordata; Aves; Passeriformes; Passerellidae. Gene Ontology annotation, cellular component: Cajal body. Gene Ontology annotation, molecular function: SUMO binding. The transcript is spliced from 8 exons.
GGCUCUGCCCUGACGCCUCGUUAAGUGGCAUCCACACCCCCGUGCCUCUCGUUUCCACUGCCUUGGGACGCAGAUCGCCUGCCUUCCUGAAAACUUGCCUCUUCGCUGCAGCUAGAAUAAACUGCACUAGUUCAGGCUGUGUUUUUCGUACAUUCCCAUUUUUGUUUCGGAAAACGUAGUCCCUGUCCCUUGUCAUACACCCGUUUAAUUUGUGGGCAUCUCAGAGAAGUCUGCCUGCAGAAGAAACUCUUAGAACAGUGGAAUAAUGAUGUUGCAUGCUGGUUCGUUUUGCAAUGUCAUCAGAUUUAUCUUUAUUUGCUUAGUCUAUGUUAGACUAUUUUCAGGAAGGGAAUUCAUGUUUUCCCCUACACCAUGGAGCCUUGCAGUUCUGCCCAGUACUCACAGGCUAGGCUGGAGAGAGAGUUGCUUUCUCACAGGAACAAUGUUACUGUUGCAUCUAACAGUAUAUAUUUUGUGGCCAAAGCUGUCAAUUUUUGAGCGAGGGACUGGAAUUUGGAUAUUUGUAGUUAUGAUGUCAGAUAAAGAAAAACCUUAGUACUCUGAUGUCUUAUUGUGUAAAGAAUGGAAGGAUAACUAACACCACUUUCUUUUUCUUCACAAUUGUUUCUUUUAAUCUUAUCAAUGUCCCAUUCAUGAAGAUAAAAAGACUUGUAAGGUGAUUUACCAAAAGGUUAUUUUUAAAUGUCCUUUUAGCCUGUAAACAAGGAGUUGUCCUCUUCACUGUAGUGUAACCACUGUUGUUGCCUGCUUUUUGCAGUUGGUAACUGAUUCUAAUUCAUAAGGCCCAGGUCCCUUUUUCUGUAGAAUUGUUUGAUGCGAUGGUUUGGGCUGGAAGGGACCUUUAAAGAUCAUUUAGUUCCAACCCCCCUGCAGUGGGCAGGGAUGCUUUGCACUAGACCAGGUUCUUCUAAGCUCUGUCCCACCUGACCUUGAACAUUUCCGAUGAUGAGACAUCUGCAUCUUCCUUGAGCAGCCCCUCCCAGUGUCUCUCCAUCCUGAUUGUAGAGAAUUUCUUCCUUUAAUCCAGUCUAAAUCUGCCCUCUUUAAAUUUAAAACUGCUGCACAUUGUACCAUCACCACAGAUCUCAGUAAAAGCCUCUAUCUCUCAAAAGCUUUUUUUAAUUACUGAAAGGCUGCAGUAAGGUCUCCCCAGAGCCUGCUCUUCUCCUGGCUGAACAAUCUGAACUCUCACAGCAUUUCUGCAUAGGAGAGGUGCUCUGGACUUGCUCCACUGGUCGACAUCAUUACUCAGUUCCCAGCACUUCAGUAGGGGUCUCACCAGAGCAGGCUGGAGGAGCAGAAUCUAGAUCCCACAGUCUGUGUCUCUGCUGAAGAUAAUAAAUAGUAUUGGCCCUUCUGUGGGCCCUUGAGGGACACCACAGGUUUGUGCUUGGUACAUUGACCUGCAGGUGUUUGGAUGUGGCCAUCCAGCCAGUUCCUCAGGCAUUUAGCAGUUCUAUUUCAAGGCCAUGUGUCUCUAUUACUUCAUCUUUUCCUUAUUUUCUAUCUUCUGCCCUCCCUAGGUCGUUGGAGUUCUCACAGGCCAAUUUAAUUCCAUGGCAUAGCAAAAAAACUUGUUCUUUACUAAGUUUUCUGCUGUUUUGUGAGUUCAUUUAGUUCAUAAAAAGUCUGAUUAGGAUGUGAGCUGUCAGGAAAAGUGGGGGGAAGGGAAGUAAAGAGAAAAGUGAUGCCCCUAUUUUGCAGCAGCAAGUUGUUAGAUCUACUCAAGGGAGCGUAGCCACAGCAUGAUGAUAACUUAGUCACAUCCAUAGCAUAUUUUGCAUAACAUUUUUCAAUGUGCAGACUUAAAGAAGGAAAGCAGCAUUAAUUGUUUAGAACAUGCCCUAGUAAAGCUGAGUGUGCCUUCCUUUGCACUUGCCCAUCUGUAAUGCAGUUAUUGCCCGUGGCUGCAAUGAGUUGUUGCAGUACUUGAUGCAGCAGUCUUUACUUGGCUGUUUUUCUUGGCAGGGUUCAUCUGAAGCCCAGUGUUUGUACAUUGUGCAAAGAUCACCAGUACCUUCCUGUAAUGUUAGGAACUUUGAAGAGUAAAAGCAGGCCUCUUGGUACCACUCUACAUAUCUAGCACUGGCAGACCUAUUUUAUUUGCUCAUUGUGUUGGUCUUUGAACUAAAAGGAUAAUUAAUUUUCUUUAAAUGUUAUUAUUUUAGUAAGAAAUAAAAGUCUUUAUUUCAAUAUUGUGGUACUAUUGUUUGGGUGACUAUAGCUGAGGGAGGUAUUGCACGUCUCAGAACAUCUUAUAAACUCAGUAUUUAAGCUUUAAAAAGAAGAGCAGAAGAAACAGAAACUGAAUACAACCAGAAAAAAGCAACUUGAUUUCCUUUUGAGAGAGCUGGUAGCAUAAACAGGGCCUUGCAAAGAAAUACAUAUGUUUUAUAAAACCAAGGGGCAUGCUUAAAACAGAAUAACCUGCAGGUUCUUAGUGUUACUAACCUUCUGAGUGUGUGGUGAAUUUUUGUGGUGAGAAAUUUCUCAGGAGUUUCUGUCAUGUGAUCUGUUUUUUAUUUACUCUGGAGCGCUGAGACUGCUUCAUGCCAAGGAAUCAACUAAAAGUCCCUUGAAAAAUAAAGUUAUGUAUUAUAGUAUGAUAUAGCCUAUGAUAAAGGUUCUUAUCUGUACAACUUGUAAUUGUAUAAGACAAGUCAACUUCCUGGCUAGACUAAAUAUAUGAUAACAGAGUUGAGUUGCAGUGUGAUAGUGCUGUUGCUGCUGUGUGAAAAGUUGGGGUGCUUGUCUUUCCUUUACACUCCAACAAGCUUGUAUACCUUGAGCUAAUUCAUUAAUUUUCAAUUUGUAUGAGCCCAUGCUGUUUCAUGGGCACCCUACUACAACAUUACUUGGAAAGCUAAAUGUGCUCCAAGGGACAUGGAUUGUUAUUUUUAUGCUCUUGCCUUCUAUUACAACCAUUAGUUUCAUCAGUCAGGGAAUACUGCCUCUACGUGCUGCAGACUGAUAAUUCUGAAAAGGGCUGCUGGACACACUGAAGGUUUAGAUAGGAUAUCAUCUCAUUUUGACCCACUCUUAAGUUGCCGUGGGGGUCUGAUUUGAAAUCUGAGUGGUUGUGUUUUUCUGUUGCACUUUUUUAGUUCAUGCUCUGUUGGUUUUUGGCAUUCCAUGCAGUUCUGUAGGGUCUCUUCUUGCCAAGCAUUGUAAGUAGGUUUAGGUUGAAUGAGUAUUUAUACUGGUCUCAAGAAUGCCUGGAGAAAUUUUUUUUUUGUAAGGAGUUGUUGCUGUACUGUAUAAAGGGCUGAAAGGACAUGGUGUGGGAGAAAAUGUUUUUCAUUGAGGUAAUGAAAAGGGAGCAGUUGUGGCUGAAGGAAAGAUACUGCAUUGAUGACUUUGCAAUUCAACCUAACUUCAUCAUGCAUCUUGAAGAGAUGUAUAUUUAUUCUAGUCAGUUUCAAGUCCACAGGAGCAGGAUUGGGUUCCUGUAGUUCUUAGUUUAAAGUUUUGAGUUCGCAAUCUGCACUAGAACAAAAAAAAGUAUUUUCAGUUUAGGAAAUACUCUUCUGAAUUAAUUUCCACAAACUAUGCAAGCUGCAUUGUUUCUGGUAUUUUUUUUUUCCAAACUUCAGUCUAAUUUUUCUUUAAUUGUUUUAUUCACUUCUUAUUUUUCAGGAGUCUGAAAAAUCCUUAGUGGUCAUGACAUUGUUACAAGUGACAUAAAUUAGCCAGUGGCUCAGAAUGAUGGAUACCCAGAAGACUACAAAUGGUUUGCAAGUGAUUGGAGAAGGGACUGGUAUAGGGAAAUCGACACUCCACAUGGUGGGGUAUUUGGGAAAAAGCUGUAAUCCUGUGGAAACAGCUGCACAUGGGUAUUGUCCAGUCUGCAAAGAGAAGGGUCAGAUCCAAGGUUUACGGACUUACCGCCUUAAUUUUCAAGAGUCCAUUUUCCUUUGUGAAAAUCCUCAGUGUAUCUAUCCACUUGGUUAUAAACCAUUAAACAGCAUAAUUACUUCUACGGGUUCAGAAAAUCAUCAAGCUCCAUCUACUCACAAGAAGAGGAAAUUUGGUAAUAUCAGUGACUUUUCUGCUGUUGGAUCAGAUGCAAAAAAAGCAAAUAACAACGUGCUCAAUGUUGAGCAGGCCAUUAAUGCAGACUCAGUUGUGAAAGGCUGCCAGAAUAGUUUGUGUAUUCCCAAGGCAAGCCUACACAGUGUAUUACAAAAUGACCAGCAAAACCCUGGCAAUCAUGUGGGGUCUUGCAUGCAGAACGUGGAUUUUGAAACAACCACCAAGACCAACAACUACCAAGAAAGUCCACCAAAGACUUCUAGUCCCAAAACACAACUAUUGCCAAAUUCUCAGAAUUUGUCAACAGCAUCUGAAAUUUCACUCAAAGAGGAUAAAGGUUCUACUAAUAACAGAGAUUUGUGUCUUCAGUGGAGAAACAAACAUAAUCUUUGUUGGUUAGAUUGUAUUUUGUCAGCACUGGUACACUUAGAAACAUUAAAAUCUGCUCUAGCAGAAGAAUGUAACAAUGGAAAAUGUUUACUCCAGAAACUUAUAACAAAGUAUAAUCAAGCGUCUGUUCUUCUGAAUACCUGUAAAAGGAGUAAAGUAAAAGAUGUUCUUCCAAAAGCAGAAUCUCAGCUCAAUGAAAUCAGAAACGUAAUGUUUACAGAACUUAAGCCUCAGCUGACAUGUGAAUUGGGUAAUAUGAAGAAUCCAGUGUUUGCACUUCAGCUACUCCUACAAGUGGAUCAACAAGCUGAGAAACUAUUCUUGCAUUCAUUUUCAUGGAAGUUUGAAUGUGUACAUUGUGGCCACAAAUACCAGGACCGAUUGAAGAAAACCCUAACAACGUUUACAAAUGUAAUCCCUGAUUGGCAUCCUCUCAAUGCUGUUCAUAUUGGACCGUGUAUUAACUGUGGAAAUACGUCUCAAAGACAACAGAUGAUCUUGGAAAAAGUACCCUCAAUAUUAACAUUACAUUUUGUGGAAGGCUUGCCACAUAACAACCUGGAGAAAUACUCAUUUCAAUUUGAGGAAGACACCUACCAAAUAACAUCUGUUGUUCAGUAUCAAACAGAUAAGAAGCACUUCAUAAGCUGGUCUUUGAAUCCUGAUGGAACUUGGCUUGAAUGCGAUGAUUUAAAGGGUCCGUAUUGCAAGAGACGUAAAAGAUUUGAAGUUCCCCCUUCAGAGAUUCAUAUUGUUAUCUGGGAAAAGAAAGCAUCCCAUGUGCCACAAGAGCUGAAUUCACAGUUCCAAAGUAAAAAUAGUGAAGAUACUCGUCUUAAUAAUGUACAUUCAAAUUCCACGGUGUUGAAUUGUUUUGAUAACACUGUCGGCAAAACACCUGCAGAACCUCACAAAGAGCAUUCUGUGAGGACUCCAGAGAAGAAACAGCAGCAAGUAACUGAGGACAAAAGUAUUGUUCAUCAUGGUUCAGAAAAUCUGGCAGAUGGUGAUCUUGUGACACUGAUGCCUGAAGAAGUUCUGGUUGACUCAGAAGAUAAAUCGCUGCCUAACGGAUGGAUGGUGGGAAAUAACCUUCUUGAUGGAUGGGGCACACCAGAACACCUGGAACCAGCUUUUUCACUUAGCACUCCUUAUGCAGGAGAGUUUCCUGGAACUAGUCUAGCUAUGAACAAUAAAUCCAUGUUGUAUGAAAAUUCCAGUAUUUGCUUUCCUCUAGAAGAAUUGAACCCAGUAAAUAUUACUGCUCCUGAGCCCAAAAAACAUGACCCUGAUUCAUCUGACUCAUCACCUUCUCAAUUAAAUGACACAGCUAAUUUAGCUAACAGAGAACAUGGAUUAAAUUCAGAACUACUGCUAAGCAAGAAUUGGUUAGCAGUAGAAAAUACUAUACAAAAACCACCUGACUUGAGAGAUGCAAGCAAAACUGUAGUUAAAUCUCAAGUUGGCAGUUCUUCUGGUGCCAGUAAUUCAGUUCAGUCCUCGCACAAAGACCGAAAAGGAGGAUUUGUAGGAAGCUGGGUAAAGAAAUUAAGCAAGAGUACUUCUUUUAUGCCUUCAAGUGCCUCAGCUCUCAAGAAUGAGAGAAAUUGCAAAACUCCCUCAUUGCAAAAAAUAAGUGAAGUUCGGCUGCCAGUUAAGGGUGCAAGUAACUUCGGUGGCUUUCAGAGCAGAGGUACAAAGAAAACAACUGAGACCCCAAAGUUACUGGCUCCUCAGAGUAAUAAUACUCAUCCUUUAUCAAAUUUCAAAGGUUUUUCUCAAAGCACUUGUCUUCCAACAGCAAAUCAUACCACUAUUGUAGGUCCAACUUGGUUUAAGUCACAAAGUAUGUUGGGUACCUCAGGUAAAGUGACUCAGUUCCCCUCACCUGGCUAUAACUCUGGCAAGGCAGAAGAGUCAGAGAGUGACAAAACAAAAAAACUUCGCCUAAAAUUGUUAAAAAAACUUAAUGCUAAAAAGAAGAAGUUGGCUUCACUGGAUAGAUUAGCAGUGGAACAGAUGAAACAGGAAAAACCUGUGAGUGGAGACGUGAGCACCCCAUCGCCGACUGAAUCUCAGAAUGACAGUGAAUUAUUGCAGAGCUUAAGGGAGCUGCAGUAUCAGAUUGAUGUCACGGGGAAUGGACCUGGAUUGAAUGCAAACGCUGUGCCAGGGUGCACUGGCCCUGAUAACGCUGAUGAAAUACUGGCAGAAAUACUGUCCCCUAUUUCCACUGUCACUUCCUUGGAGGAGCCCAAGAGCGGAGAUGAGUGCAUGUACAUGGAAAUGGUGCACGGCAGCGCAGCAACGACCGUGCCCCAGGAGAACAGCACUGUGCCACAGGCAGCAGUGACAAGUGAGGACCACAAUUACUACAGUCCUGUGAAGGACACCACUUCGGAGCUUGAUGCAAUAAACAAACACAGUGGGAAAAAACUUUCUUUUGAAAGUCCUACAAGAGAUGAUAUCCUCGAAGACCUGUUCUCCAUUUCAGCACCAAGCUCAAUGGCAGAUGACAUGGAUUUACCUCAUUUUGAUGAAACUCUGUUUGAAACUUGGUAAAUACUCAAUUUCUUGAGGUUUUUUUCAGUAUUAUGUAUAUUUUGAAACAAAGCACUACUAAAUUAUAUUUUAUAACUAGUUUAAUUGCACACUGGCUGUACUUGAACAAUUUACAUUUGAGAUUUUUUUUCUUAAUAUUUUACUGUAACAAGCAAAUCAGGGUUUAAUGUAUUCUAUUCUUCUGAGAAGCAGUUACUUUAGCUGUCAGAUAUGACAAUGAUUUUUAAUUAAAAGCUCCUAAGAGUCUUAAUUUUUGCUGCUUUUAAUAUGAAAAUCUUCCAUACUCUAGUGUGUUUGAGAACUAAUUAAGUUCUGUAGUCUUGAUGAUAUAAUGGUGUAAGAAAUACUAUUUAUAUAGUAAUGAAUUUACAGAACCACUCAACUCCUGAAGUUAUUUUGUCCAACAUUUAAAAAAAGAAUUAAGUACCUUCUGUAAGUAGGGAAUUUUGCAUUCUCUGAUAUGAACUUAGAGGUUUCUUAGAAUUAAUUUAACUGUAAGUUAAUGCCUAUUACUGUUGUCACUUGGAGUUUUUCAUGACUCAGGCAGUGCACCCCCGACUGUAUGUGAGGUGCCAAGAAGAGGCAAGGUCAGUAGGAAGAAAGUAAUGGAAAAAUGUGGCAAGACAGCAGUGAGUAAGCAGAGGGAUUCACACCUUGGUGUUUCUGGAUAUGUAUAGCUUUCAUUUUGCCAGAUUGGAGUCUUUUUUUAAAUGCAUGGCCACAAAGCUGAGGGUAUUAUAUUCCAAGUUAGAUUAGCUGUACCCUUUUCUUGUUCUUGGAAAUAAGGAUUUUAUCAGCAAGUCUUUGUAUCAGGCAUAUUUAGAACUGUCCUGCAUUUUUUCAUUGUUUCAGAUUCCAAGCUCAAAACAUUAAAUGCUCAGUCUUACUUUUCCAGUAGAUGCAGUUAAACAUAAUGCUAUUACAAGGCAUGGUUACAGAUUCUAAUGGUUUUGGAUUGUUUGAACUAGUGUUUGAAAAAUUAUCAUUGGCCCUGAACUUGUUGCAAUUUGAUACAUUGUUAUCAAACUGGUACUUUAGGCAAUGAAUUUUUGAAAUUUAAGUUAUUGUGAAGAACUUGAGCUUCUUCUUUGUUUUAAAUACUGUAAUUGGUAAUGUUAAAAUAGAAAAUGAAUGGAUUCUGAAUGUUAAGGGCUGGUGUACUGCUUGUGAAAUGUUUGCCCGUUUAUGAAUUCCCUAAUUAAAAAAAAAAAGAGGAAAAAAAAAGAAAAAUAAAAAUAAAAAAAAAGA